UAUAGUUAUAUUUAACAUAUUUAAUAUUGUGAGUGGAGAUGAUGAGUGUUCAGUUGAUAGAAAUACACCGGCCGUUAGACUAAAAAAUUCACUUAUGUGUGGCUAUGACAAGACAAUGCGCCCCGUAAAGUUAAACGAAAAAACCAUCGUUGUUAAAUUCCAUUUAGUCUUAAAAUACUUCACAUACGAUAUUAAUUCUGAAAUUUUAAGUCUUGAUAGCUGGGUCACUGUGAGUUGGAUUGACCAGCACUUAAGAUGGACACCAAGUGACUACGAUAAUAUCAAACAGAUCCACUUGUCCAAUAGUGAUAUUUGGGUGCCUGAUUUAUCGGUUUAUAAUAGUCACGAUCAAAGCACAGACCCUGCAUUAAUUACUAAUACAAGGUGUAUAGUUAAUUACAAUGGAUUUGUGAUUUGCGUACCUAGUAGCCACGUGGACGCUCUCUGUGUGGCAGACUUGACAAAAUAUCCAUUUGAUACGCAAAACUGCACCGUUAGAUUUGGAUCGUGGGUCCACAAAGGUGAAGAACUGGACAUCAGAUAUAGAAAACCAAUACUUGUUUUGGAUGAUUUGGUACCAAAUGGCGAAUGGGAAUUGGAAAAAUUCAAUGCUUACAGAAAUCCUGGUCAUUAUGACUGUUGCCCUAACAGUACUUACCCCACAGUGACUCUAAGCUUAAAAAUUAAUCGUUUACAUGGUGCUCAUACAGCAAGUGUGAUCAUUCCUGCAAUUGUUGGAAUUAUAUUGACAAUUACCUCAUUAGUGAUGAAACCAGAUAAAGACAGACUCACGUUAUGUUUGGCGAAUUUAAUAGCUCAGUUCCUCCACAUGCAAUAUGUUUCGUGGAUGAUUCCCUUGAAAGGAAAUGUGGUGCCACAACUCAUUGUCUUGGCAAGGGAUUCACUUUUACUUUGUGCACUCACCAUAGUCUUCACAAUCGUUAUUAAGAGCUUAUCGGAAAAGAAAACCACUCCACCUGUUUGGAUGUCCAGCACUAUAUCAUUUGUGAUAAGUUGCAAAGUUGGGCAAUUUUUAAUUCUCAAUGAUCACUCAGUCAGGGGUGUAGCAACAGCCAAAGGUGAAGAAGAUGGAUCAACAAUCAUUGACAACACUGAAGAUCACAGCACCACAAAUUCUCAAGAUUGGAGGAUAUUUGCCUCAAUUUUAGAUAGAUUAAUAUUUUUAUCAUACGUAAUUGUCUAUUUCACUCUAGUAAUCGCAUUCAUUCCAUAAUAUUUACCUUUUUUCAAAAUUUUCUUGAUACUGAAUUUAAUAUUUAAAGCAUUUGUAACUAACGUUAUUUUUCUCAAUUUCACUAACGACAAAAAGAAAAUAAAUGUUGAUU
Molecule: messenger RNA, 1346 nt
Organism: Aethina tumida (small hive beetle)
Lineage: Eukaryota; Metazoa; Arthropoda; Insecta; Coleoptera; Nitidulidae
Gene: nAChRa9
Product: neuronal acetylcholine receptor subunit alpha-5
Exons: 9
Coding region: 95-1234 (379 amino acids)
Biological process (GO): monoatomic ion transmembrane transport; regulation of membrane potential; chemical synaptic transmission
Cellular component (GO): membrane; synapse; neuron projection
Molecular function (GO): extracellular ligand-gated monoatomic ion channel activity; transmembrane signaling receptor activity; neurotransmitter receptor activity
Source: RefSeq, a predicted model, not a curated record